Penicillium cosmopolitanum is the source of this 525-nucleotide messenger RNA. RefSeq lists its product as uncharacterized. The record is from RefSeq and is a predicted model, not a curated record. The coding region runs from base 1 to 525 and encodes 174 amino acids. The transcript has a single exon. Lineage: Eukaryota; Fungi; Ascomycota; Eurotiomycetes; Eurotiales; Aspergillaceae.
AUGGAGUCCUACAGCUGGACUAUUCCUUUGAACAUCGACACCGCCGCACCGAAAUAUCUACUCGGACUGUUUGAUGGCGAUGCUGAGCUCGGCACCGAUGCAAUCGCAGACUAUGGAUGGAUCAGUUGGAGUCCGUAUUUCUACGUCAGAGAGAAAUCUAGCACGACCUCAGCAUCCAGUUCAGUCACAGUCACCACGCCAGUAACGGGAACCGCUGCAACAAUAACCAAUACACCCAUAUUCUCUCCCAAUUCCAGCCCUAACUCCUCUUCGGAAUCGACCAAGAUUGGGGUCGGUGUUGGUGUCGGCAUUGGCGUCGCUUUGCUGAUUGCCCUGGGCUUUGGCUGGUUCCUGAAUCGGCUAAAGAAGAGCCGUAGAAACGGAGAGGGAGUUAACUACGAAGAGGGGGGUAACAACGAACCUACACCGACAGCAGAGCUCCCAGACACAUAUUUAUCAGAGCUCCCAAUAAAAGAGCCGGUGGCAAUACCUUCACAGGCCAACAUGGUACAUGAAGUGGAGUGA